AUGGCAAAGAAGCAGCUUGUAGCAAGUUGGGCCUCUGGUGACAGUCCAUCUCCCAUUUGCCUUGUCCUGGAGGGGGUGCAACUCAGUCCAACGGCCCCAUAUAGCCAGCAGGACCCAGCAGAGCCACAGAGAGUGAAUGUGUGCGGCUGCUUACUGCCAUGGUGUUACGCAUUCUGGCACCUAUGUGCUAAUGGAAAAGAGGAAGAUCAGGAAUCAGAAAAUGGGAAGCUAGUGGUGAAAGAACCUGAGAAUGAAGAUGCAGAAGAACAGUUCUCCUUUAAAUAUAGUCCUGGAAAACUGAGGGGAAGCCAGUAUAAAGCUAUGAUGACCAAAGAAGAAAUUGAAGAAGAACAAAGGGUUAAAAGAGAACAGCUGACUGCCAUCUUCACUCUCUUAAAGGAAAAACCAGACACAUUCGGGGAGAUGUCUGAAACUGAUAUCAAAGAACAACUCAAGCUUUAUGAUAUGUAGGCUAUAAGUUACAAAGGCUGGCCACCAUUUUCUUUAUCCUUCAGAAUACUGGAGAUUGUAAGACUAUAGAUUUCAUACAUAAAAUGAGAUAACUUUUUAAAUUUUGGUUUAUGAGGAUACUUAAAAAUACUGUAGCCUUUUCAACUGAUUUUCCUUUGAGAAGAAAAAAUAUUUUAGUAGUUUCCUGAAAUUGAGAAACAGUGUGGCCUAAAGAAUAUCUAUGGCAGAGAACACCAAUGGCUAUCCCAGUCAACAUGUCAUACAAUGGCAUUAUGCUGAUGUUAAAAGGAGGUAACUGUAAUGGUGCAAACUUUCCUUUGAUGGUCAGUGCAAUUAUUAAAAUAUUUAAAAAAACCCUGUCUCUGAAUUGAUGUAAUAAUGCAGUAGAAACAUAAUUGUGCAAAAUCAUUUGUGUUAAGAGAAUACCAGGAAGUCUGAUAGAAUUUGAACAUCAGGAGCACACUGUUGCAGAGUACCAAAUAAAUAUGAACAAUUAAAUCAGCACUUAGAUUCCCACUUAUUUUAAAAGAAAUCAGUUUUCCCAGUGGAUGGGCACUGUGGAAAGAGAAAGAUUUAAUUAUUUGUAAAGUAUGUUCUAACUUUAAAAAAAUUAAAAUACAGUACUGAGUUGUACCAUCUGGUAUAAAUAGGUAUGCUUUUGAAGGAAUACCAAGUCAAUUUAUGUUUCUACUUCUGAGAAGUUUGAUUUUGUAUUGUCUUCUUAAAUAAAUGUGUGCUUG
This is a messenger RNA of Sceloporus undulatus (fence lizard), 1211 nucleotides long. RefSeq names its product matrix remodeling associated 7 (gene MXRA7). NCBI's taxonomy places the organism in Eukaryota, Metazoa, Chordata, Lepidosauria, Squamata, Phrynosomatidae. Bases 1 to 471 code for a protein of 156 amino acids. The transcript has 6 exons. The record is from RefSeq and is a predicted model, not a curated record.